GAAGGGAGGACAGAAGAAAGGAGGUAGGGAGGAAGGAAGGAAAGAAAACAGUGGAACACAACGAAUACAUUUUAAUAUGGAAAUGUUAACCCAAAGGGGUCCAAUUUUGCCAUGUCUGUUCCACUUGUAGUGGACGUCCUAGCCAGUCAGUAAAGGUUUAAGAAACCUGUAAGUUGAUUAUUGUACUUCUCUUACUCAAAGAUUCACAGAAACCUGCAGACGUCUAAAGACAAAUUAUUAGAUAUCACAGAGUUUAACACGGUGGCUGACCUUAAGGUCAAUACAGUUUUUAAAAAUCAAAUGGAUUUCUAUAAAUUAGAUACAAUUAGAAAAUGUCAUUUUAAACAGAUAUCAAGUACAAGAGCAACAAUACUCUAGAGUAUCUUGGGAUAUAUGCCAUAAAAGAUGUACAAGAUCUGAAUGUAGAAAAGAUAAACCUAAGUAGUAAACUAAAAUAUUAAAACAUUAAAGAAGACCCUCAUAAAUGGAGAGACAUGCCAUGUUGGUGACUAGGAAGGCUGGGUGUCAUAAAUACAGGCAAUUCUCCCCUAGCUGAUCCAUAGAUUUAAUGAAAAUGCAACCCAAAUGUGUUGCAAAUGAAUUUUCAAGGAACAUGACAUGUUGAUUCUAAUAUUUAUACUGGAAGGGCAAAAGGUGAAGAAUACGAAAGAUACGCCUGAAGAUUAUGAAUAAGAUGUGGGGACUUUCCCUACCACACAUAGAUCAAGAUGUCCUGUCAAGAGGUAAAAAUUAAGAUGGUGGAGUAUUGGCACAGGAAUAGACAAAUUUAUCUAUGGAACAGACAGGGAGCUCAGAAGCCGAGACAUGCAAAGGUGGACCAAAAUGACUCCAGGCACAUCCAAAUGUUCCUCGGGGGUGCAGGAUGCCCCCCUGAUUGAGAAUCCCUGACAUAGCAAUAUGGAUGAAUCUUAAAAACACACGCUGGAUUUUGUAAAAGUAAAUUACAGAAUACCAAGGACAUGAGUUAAAACUGCACGCGCAUGUAGUAUGUCACAUCCAAGGAGAGAAAAGUCUGGGAAACAAGGUUUGGGGGAACGCAAAGCUCCACCUCACUUCAGGAGUUACUCACUGGCGGGCUUGGUAAAGCCAGCACGCGGAGAAGUGGGAGGACGGUAAGGGGGCGGGGCUUUGGUGGGUGAGUUCCGGUGGAACUCGAAGCUCAUUGGUCGCUGGCCACAGAUGUGGGAGGAGCAAGGCAGCGCUGGAAACUCAUUGGCCUUUGUGCGAAGGGCGAGAAAGGGAGAGAGAAGUGGUCUUCCCUCCCACCUCCUGUCACUGCGGCUGGAGGCUGAGAACCAUGGAUCCCAAUGAAAUGCCUGCUGUGCCCUGCUGCCCCUCCGACUCCCCCACUGGCCUUGAGACCAGAGCCCCAUGGGGGAUCGAACUUGGCCCCAAAAGAACUGUAAGUUGCUGUGCCCGCUGCUACAACCAUGGCCUCAAUGACCAAACCAAGGACCAGGAGCACUCCUGCCCCUUCCAGGCUUGUGAAUGUCACAAGUGUGCCUUCUUCUCGGAUCCCUGCAGAGUCUUGCCUGCUGAGAGUGCCUUGAAGAGGGAGCAGGGGGCAUGCCUAAAGAGGCACCUGACUCAAGGACUGAUAACGAGUGGGGCCUCCCCUCCCAAAGCUCACAGCCAUGUCCAGAAGUUGACCAUUCAAGGAGGAGUCGUCAGCGAGCACCCGAGGAGGUCUGCUGAUUGGUCAGGCCCCAAAAUCUUUGUCUCUAUCUUGGACUCCAGCAGCCUUGAAGAUGCAACUCACAACUUCUCUUUCCAGGAAGACCCACAGGACCCCUGCCCUGUCCAGCAUGGUCCUGAGGCUUCUGACCAGGACUCAGUUUCUGCCUCCUCAGAGUGGCAGCGGAAGCUGGAAGCCGCUGAGGCUCUGCUGAUGCUGAGAAACUCUUCUCAGGCAUCUUCUGGCUCCAUCUCCCUGCUCCAGCCCUGCGUGGCAGCAGCUCCUGCUGGAGAUGAAGGACCCCAGCCUUCUAGCUCCUCUCUCCGACCCAGGCCAGCCAGCUCCAUUUCUCUGCCUAUUGGACAUCUGGGGUGCAUCUCCCUCUUGAGCUAGAAACCCAGAAGAGGAGGCCUCACCAGAGUACUUCCUAUUCAUGCAUUUGCAAAAUGUUUAAAGUCCAAAAUGCUUAACAUGUUUGUUUUUUUAACCUCUAGGUUCUUUCAUAAGCUUUUCAGACUCUUUUUAUGAUAUGGGACAAUUCCUUGGCUGAGAGUGGAUAUUCUUGUACCACCAUCCCUUAAUGCCUAGAUUCUGGGGCCUUUUUAUGUCUCUUAUGAAAACAGCGUCAUGGGAUCUAAGCUGAUCAGUCUCUAAAUAGGGUUCUGUGGGAGGUCAUAUGUUCAUAUGCCAGAGUUUUCAUUUGACUCGUGAUUGCAAACAUACCCAUGCACUCAUGCAUGUAUGCAUGCUUGUCAAAAUAUAAGGGUGUUUUCAUUUUGUGUCUAGGUUUGUGUGUGUGAACAAAUAAUAAAUUCUCGUUGUUGUAAGGCACUGCGAUAUAGGAGUUGUUUGCUACCACAGUAUAACGUAGACUCUCCUGACUCUAACAGACUUGUUCAGUUUACUUUUCUAAGUGAGAAUCACCUUACUCAAUAACUGAGCUUUCUUAGCAUGACAAGACAAGAAAAUGGUAGCGAAAAAAGGGGGAGAUGGUGAGGGGGGUAAGGGUUUUACUCAUUUAGCAAGGAAGUGCCUACCUUCUGCCUGGCAUAGACUGCUUCCAGCUGUCCAGAGGGCCCCAAAUUGGGUUGUCUUCAGGGUCAAGCAGGUCUUGCGAAUGAGCAGAGCAGGACUGAUAGGCUCUGGCCAACUGACAGUGCAUGCUCUACCUUAGGGGCCAGCUGCCACCUGGCUCCAGCCAAUUGUUGUCAUGUAGGGAUGUGGAAUCUUCAUUGCCACAUCUCCUGAUUUUUCAAGAGAAGAUGGAAUUCUAGAUUUCUAUGUAAAAUAUCUCAAUUUUAAAACACUGGCUCUGGUUUCCUGUACGUGGGCCAAAGAAAACAUCCAUUCAGGCCAACUAUGGCCAAGUGAAUGCCAGUUCGAUUCUAGUCGAAUGUGUAUUUUACAGUGGGGGGCACUGAAGGCAACCAGGGCCAGAAGAAUCAAAGAGGGGACAUGAAUUAGACCCAGAGCCUACUUUUGAAGGACCCAUGAAAUAUGAGGAAGAAUCAUUAUCAUUGAUUUUGUGCCCACUGUAUGCUAAACACAUAGAGCCUCACAGCAGCUCUCUGAGCUAAGCAUUAUUACCAGUCUUUUACCUAUGAGGACACACACUAUAUGAGUACAAGUAACUUGCACAAGUGUUUUAGGGGAAAUUUGUAGCCACAGAUGGAUAGAGGAAGACUCCCCUCUCUUUGCCAGGCCCUAAAUUAGCUAAUAAUUUUAUAAAUUUUAAAGACUAAAUUCUAUAAAGUAGCAAUUACAUUA
This is a messenger RNA of Acinonyx jubatus (cheetah), 3463 nucleotides long. RefSeq names its product doublesex- and mab-3-related transcription factor C1-like. The transcript is spliced from 6 exons. Gene Ontology annotation, molecular function: sequence-specific DNA binding. NCBI's taxonomy places the organism in Eukaryota, Metazoa, Chordata, Mammalia, Carnivora, Felidae. Gene Ontology annotation, biological process: regulation of DNA-templated transcription. The coding region runs from base 1319 to 2089 and encodes 256 amino acids. The record is from RefSeq and is a predicted model, not a curated record. Gene Ontology annotation, cellular component: nucleus.